GUCGCACUGAGCAUGCCCAGUAGCACAGUCGACCGGAGGAGUUUUUUUUUUUUUUUCUUUUUUUUUUUCUUCUUUUUUCCUCUCUUUCUUCUUCUUUUUCUUUUUCUGGCUCUCCAGUAGGAGGCCUGUCCCCCACCCUCCGCUCAGACCCCGGUCAUCCCCGGACCUGAGCAGCUAACCAUGGCCGAGGUGCACGGCGCCGCGUUGUCCCAGGCGGGUUGGUAUCUUUCAGAUGAAGGUAUUGAAGCGUGUACAAGUUCUCCUGGCAAAGUUAAUAUAAAUGACAUCAUCCUGAUUGCUCUCAAUACAGAUUUGAGAACAAUUGGCAAGAAGUUCCUUCCCAGUGACAUCAACGGUGGAAAGGUAGAAAAGCUUGAAGGUCCAUGUGUAUUACAAAUUCAGAAGGUCCGCAAUGUCGCUGCACCAAAGGACAAUGAGGAGUCGCAGGCUGCACCAAGGAUGCUUCGUUUGCAGAUGACUGAUGGGCAUACCAGUUGUACGGCAGUAGAGUUCAGUUAUAUUUCAAAGAUCAGUCUGAACACCCCGCCUGGCACGAAAGUGAGGCUCUCGGGCGUCGUUGACGUAAAGAAUGGAUUCCUGCUCCUGACUGACUCUAACACGACAGUUCUUGGUGGUGAGGUGGAACAUCUGAUUGACAAGUGGGAGUUACAGAGAAGCUUAUCAAAACAUAAUAGAAGCAAUAUUGGAACUGAAGGUGGCCCACCUCCUUUUCUGCCUUUUGGACAGAAGUGUGCAUCUAAUGUCCAGGUGGAUAGCAGAGAACUUGAUCGAAGAAAGACGUUGCAAGUUUCAAUGCCCGUCAAGCCUACAAAUGAUAAUGAUGAAUUUGAAAAGCAAAGAACAGCUGCAAUUGCAGAGGUCGCAAAGAGCAAAGAAACCAAGACGUUUGGAGGAGGUGGAGGUGGUGCCAGAAGUAAUCUCAAUAUGGGUGCUGUCAGUCACCGAAAUAGGGAAGUUUUACCGAAGGAAAGGCCUUCCAAAUCAGAGAGCAAACAUGAAGGUGUCUAUAGAGAGCUGGUAGAUGAGAAAGCUCUGAAGCACAUAACAGAAAUGGGCUUCAGUAAGGAAGCAUCGAGGCAAGCACUUAUGGAUAAUGCCAACAACUUAGAAGCAGCAUUGAAUGUACUCCUAAACAGCAAUAAACAGAAACCCGUUGUGGGUCCACCUCCUAGAGGUAGAGGGAAAGGCAGGGGUCGCUCACGAUCUGAAGAUGAAGAGGACCUAGGAAACGCAAGGCCAUCAGCACCAAGCACAUUAUUUGAUUUCUUGGAAUCUAAAAUGGGAACUUUGAAUGUGGAAGAACAAAAGUCACAACCACAGCACCUUCAUCAAGGACAGCACAGAGUGUCAAAUGCUGAACAAAAUGGGAUAAAAGAUAGCAAUCAAUCAAAACAUCUUCCUCGAAACGAUACCAGGCAGCCGAGAAAUGAGAAACCUCCUCGUUUUCAAAGAGACACCCCCAAUUCGAAGUCAGCCUUAGAAAGCAGUGUAUUAUCUAGAAACAGAGGCUCUGAAAGACCGGGUGGUUCUUCUGGUCCUGAAGUGUGGGCAGAAGAGAGGAUCAAGUGCGAUAGGCCAUAUUAUAGAUAUGACAGAACUAAAGACACUUCAUAUCCGUUAAGUUCUCAGCACAAUGAUGGCGCUUUUAGAAAAAGAGAUAACUCUAUGCAGAACAGAUCAGGAAGAGGUCCAUUGUAUACAGAGGCAAAAGAAAACCCACUUCCUCAAGAAUUCAUAGACUAUAAUAAUCAAAAACGUGGGAAAAGAGAAAACCAAACAGGUAAUCCUGAUCAUUUUUAUGACAGGAAAUCACGGACAAUGAAUAAUGAAGCUUUUAGUGGUCUAAAAAUUGAAAAACAUUUUAGUGUAAAUACUGAUUACCAAAAUCCUGUUCGAAGUAAUAGUUUUGUUGCUGUUCCAAAUGGAGAGACAGAAAUGCCACUGAAAGGAAGACGCGUAGGACCAAUUAAGCCAACAGGACCUGUCACAACUGUGUCCUAUGAUGAUAAAGUAUUUUAUAAUAGUGGGCCUAAAAGAAGAUCUGGGCCAAUUAAGCCUGAGAAGGUGAUAGAAUCAUCUAUUCCUGUGGAGUAUGCAAAGAUGUGGAAACCUGGAGAUGAGUGUUUUGCACUUUAUUGGGAAGACAACAAGUUUUACCGAGCAGAAGUUGAAGCCCUCCAUUCUUCCGGCAUGACAGCGGUUGUUAAGUUCACUGACUACGGCAACUAUGAAGAGGUGCUGCUGAGCAAUAUCAAGCCCAUUCAAACAGAGGCGUGGGAAGAAGAAGGCACCUAUGACCACACCAUUGAGUUCCGUCGAGGAGGUGAUGGCCAGCCACGACGAUCCACUCGGCCAACACAGCAGUUUUACCAACCUCCUCGGGCUCGGAACUAAUGUGAAAAGAUUUUUUUUUCGCGAAGGAAGAAGCUGCUGACUGAAACAUCCUGGAAGCCCAUUCAUAAAUAUUUUUUUUUCACUUCAGAACAAGAGCCACCAUGCUGGAUAUGAUACUUAGAGAAUUAAGAGCAAUUUUUAGGGAAGAUUCAACAUACACCAAGCAAGGGGGCAAAUACCAAGUUUAAUACAGCAAAUAUCUUUAUAAUUGGA
This is a messenger RNA of Chionomys nivalis (European snow vole), 2628 nucleotides long. It is a transcript of the gene Tdrd3, whose product is annotated as tudor domain containing 3. The record is from RefSeq and is a predicted model, not a curated record. The transcript has 14 exons. NCBI's taxonomy places the organism in Eukaryota, Metazoa, Chordata, Mammalia, Rodentia, Cricetidae. The coding region runs from base 181 to 2415 and encodes 744 amino acids. Gene Ontology annotation, cellular component: nucleus. Gene Ontology annotation, molecular function: protein binding.